Messenger RNA from Plasmopara halstedii, 2088 nucleotides. RefSeq lists its product as uncharacterized. The record is from RefSeq and is a predicted model, not a curated record. Bases 1864 to 2061 code for a protein of 65 amino acids. NCBI's taxonomy places the organism in Eukaryota, Oomycota, Peronosporomycetes, Peronosporales, Peronosporaceae. The transcript has a single exon.
GCGAUUUUCAUAAGUGCAGAUACGAAAAAAAACUCUCGGUUUUGAUACAAAAGUCUUUAAAGGCAAUUGUAGAAACUGCGCAACGCUCUGUUUUAUGGGCAACUGCACGAGAAUUAUAAUCCAUGCGGCAAUUCCUAAACAGGGAAAUCGAACAAUUCAGACUAGAGUCCUCGUCUGUGCUUGUCGUAGUUGUGUAGAAGGAGUUGAUUGUGUUCGCGCCAUCUUGCCAGGUUUAUAUUUCAAGUUCACCCGUCAAAGUAGGAUAAUGUGCUGAUUUUCAGAAGCCAUGAUGGCGGGAGCCCUCGUAUAGAAGCGCCAGAGGUUUCCAUCUCUGUGAAGUAUCUCACUAUAGUUGUGACUUGCACUGAAGACUUUCGUGUCUGCCCGACCUCUCUUGAGGACGCGGCGCAGAAAAUUGAAAUUAUAUAACUACGCUAAAGACGCUGUACGUUAGCCAAAAUGGGGAUGAAGGGAGUGAGUGAUCUGCUGGGCACUUGCAGAAAUUUUAUCUGCGUGGUUACGCCCUGUGCAUCUUUCUAUUAUUUUCUCUUUCGGGUGAGAAGGUCGAAGGGUCGAUUUCUCACCUUUGCGGAGAAAAUCGAGUUCAGUAGCAUCUGAAAAAGAACUGAGUUUUAUUGUACGUUGUGGAUGUCGAUAUAAGGGGAUGAAUUUCUUUAAGGGAGCACGCUUUCUAAGUGGGGAGUGUACGACCCAACAUUGUUGACGGUCAAUAUUAACGCCAACGUUUUGUGGAGCCAUGGAAAGGCGUGAUACAUAUAGAAGCCUCCUGCGGUCACGUAUCACGCGCGAUUGCUGAAAACAUUCGAUAGAACUUAGUGGCAGUCAGGAUACCGAAUAUGAGUACAAUAUGUUUGCGUCUCGCGACAGCGACGUCGAUUUAAUAUCAUAGAUUGUGUUGACACCUUCUAUAAGGUUUGGGAACUAACGCUGUUUGACCUUGUUCUGAGAUCGGACUCCCCCCAUGUAUGAGCUAUGGAUCGAUUAAAAGUCGAAAUUAUAGUGUUAGAGCUCUUGUGUGUCAUGAACCCAGAUCUGCUUGGAAGUAUGGCGUAAACAUAUCGCUGUGACAAGUUCGGUGCAAAACACUGCAUCCCUUGGGCUAGACUUAUGCCGAGACCCUUGAGCUAAGCUUGGAAGCCAGAAGCUGCAACCUCCGAUGUGUAUCUCAGAUGACUCAAAUACUUAUAGCCAGCGCUGGUCUCCGAGAAGUUAGCUUUGGUGUGACAGGAAAGAGCAAUCGUUUGUCACAUCCUCCAGGGCACAUGCCUGUGGAAACAGGUGAUUCAAGUCGCGAGCGAUGUAACGGCCCAGUGAUGUGCCCACUGUGCGGCGCAAUGACGUGCCUUGAGUUUAUGACAAGCAAUCAUGAAUGAAGCAACCCAAAUACAGAUCUGCAAGAGACUAUCCAACUAUUUCGAAGUAGAAAAUGUGAGCAAAGCUCAUUUUUUUGAAAUGCAGUAUUAUCAAUUAUUUGUCCUCUCCGAAGAAGUGUGUAUGGCUUGGUAUGGCAGCAAAAUGCUUGGAUUUAAGAAUGCAUAGCAGCUCGUGACGUCUCUGCUGACUAACGUGAUCUGCAUUGCACCCUGUCAUAAUGCGAAAUGGGGAGAACAAAUCAAUGGCACCGCGACAAAAUUUGCUGGAAACUUGAUUCAGAAAACACUCACAUGAACCGUUUUGCUUGAUUAGAGCUUUGGACAAGCUAUGGACAUCAUUUUGAUGACGAAAUAUGUAGCGAAGUUCUUCAGCUACACUGCAUGUCCACGCAUUGACUUAGUCUAAGAAGCCGAAGUCGGAGCGUUCGCAAUUGAAAAAAAUAAAACAAAUACUAAAGCUUCCUCGCAUAUGACUCGACACCUGACGUAUAGGCGACAAGCCGCCAGUUUCAAUGCGAUAAAGCACAAAAAAAGCUACACAAGCUGUGUGGAGAAACUCAAAAAUGCGAUGGCACGAAAAAUUAUCGAUUUGAACUCUGCAAUCAAGCACAAGGCAUCAUACGCAGUCACAGCUUGUCGUGUGAAGCUGAACCAGAUUUUCGUGUGAGUAUGAUCGAUAAGUGAUCGCUUUAUC